Messenger RNA from Coccidioides posadasii C735 delta SOWgp, 756 nucleotides. NCBI's taxonomy places the organism in Eukaryota, Fungi, Ascomycota, Eurotiomycetes, Onygenales, Onygenaceae. The record is from RefSeq and is a predicted model, not a curated record.
AUGAAUACAAUAAAAACCUCUGGCAAAAACUCGGCUUCGAAUCUCAAAGUUCUUUGGUUCAGCAUCUCAGCUAGCAUCGUCGGAUCCUCUGAAUCCUUAUCCAGUCGCAGAGAACCGGACUAUUACAAAACUAGGGGUUUUCAUCCCAUUUCCCUAGGCGAUACUUUUCAUUCUGUUAAGUACACUGUCCUGGGAAAAUUGGGUUAUGGGCAAUAUUCCACGGUUUGGCUAGCUAGAGAUUCGAAAUAUCAGAGAUACCCAGCACUCAAGGUGUUGAGAGCCGACUGUUACGGCGGCUCCCAUGACAUAUUUGAGAAAGAGAUUCUUUCGAGAAUUUUAGAAGUUUCUAAUAAAAGUUCUCACGGAGGGCGCAACCAUGUGUUGAGUCUUCUCGAUCAAUUUAAGCAUACGGGACCCAAUGGAGAUCAUGUCUGUUUUGUACUUGACGUACUUGGACACCAUCUGGACUUUCAAGCCGCCAAAUACGAAGACGGACAGCUACCUUUGAAAUCUGUGAAAGUGAUAACACGACAGCUUCUUCUUGGGCUUGAUUUCCUGCACCGAGAGUGUGGCAUCAUUCAUACAGAGCUGGAAAACCCGAAUCAUGCUAUUUCUCAGUAUUUGUCGGAAGUUCCCGCGCGGGCCGAUUGUCAACGUGGGAUUACAGUGCCGCUUCGAGAGGUUAUCACAACACCGCUGGUCUCGGAGAUGAUAAACCCUCGCAUCAGAAUAAUUGAUUUCGGCAUUGGUACGUAG